AUGAUGUUCAACGGCUUGUUGAUGUGCGGUGAUUCGGAUACCAGCGAUGUUACCAAAGAGAGCGGUGGGGGUGGGGGAGGGGGCGGGGGCUCGAGCGCGGCGGACGCGGACGAGCGCGCGCACUACUACCGCACCAAGCUGCUGUCCACGUUACAGGUGUUGCAGAACACAGAGGAGACCGUGCGCGUGCAGAGCGAGAGCCUGCGCGUGGCCGAGGCGCGCAUCGCCCGCCUCUCCGCGCGCGCCGCCCGCACGCGCGACCUGCAGCACGACCUGCAGCACGACCAACCGCCUGCACAGCUGCGUUCUCUGCAUCUCUCGGACAGAUGUGCGGCGGAGAGGACGGAUGCGUCGGUGUCGGCGGAAGCGCAGGAGUUGGAGAAACAAAAGGAAGUAGUUCGCUCCCUGCAGACAAAUCUGGCCAUCAUCGAGGAUCUAUACCAGGAGUGCUUCUAUGAGACGGCGAAACAGGAAGAGUUGAUAGAGAUUUUACGCAAGUCGUAUUUGAGUACGCGAGGUAACACGCAGUUUGUCUUCGAUGAGAAGCGUCAGGACACGCCGGUGGAGGAGGACAGCCUCAAAUUGGACACGUCCAACGAUGACUCGAUAACCAUCAAUAAUGAUAUCGUUAUGCAUGAAGCUAGAGGGUCAUAUUUUAAAACGGUGUAUAUUUUUUUACUACUGAUUAUAUAUGUCACAGCCAACUGGUUAAAUCAGCCGUUCAAUUGGGCGCGCCUAGUUUUCUAGUUAAAUCAUUAUAACAUUUGGACUGUUCAACAAGACGGCUGAUUUAAAAGCCAUUAAAACAUUAAUUUCCUUUUGUUAUUAUUAAGAACUGUCGGAUUUUUAUCUAUAUUGGUAUAAAGAAUUAGACAAAGUUCCCUGUAAUUUUGAUCUUAUUUAUGCUAAAUAAAUCAAUUGCCAGUUUGGGGAACACCUACAUUAUUUUUGAUUACAAUAGUUUAACCUUAGAAAGACUAAGAAACAGAAUAAAAGAAAGAGAGAUAUGAUAAUGUUAGUGAGCAAUGUUAUCGGUAGGGCGUGUGGGAGCGCGGCGGGUGCGGGGCGUGCGGGGCCGCGGCGGGCGACGCGCGGCGCAUCUCCGCGCAGCUGCAGCGCCUCCGCCACAUGCUCGCUGUCGAUUGUACGUGUGGAUUGGAAGAAGAAAACAUGAGACUGAAGAACGUCAACGAGAGUUUAAAAAUUCAAUUAGGUGAAGCACGGCAAAGGUUGGGUGAGCUGGAGACAACGUUGAAAGAGAAGGAAGAUCUCGAACAGUACAAGAGGAUGAUAGAAGAUAAAAAUAACGAAUUGGAAAACCUAAGAGCACAACUAGUUUUAAUGGAAGAGAGAAUCGCAGAGAAGGACGCAGCCUGUAAAUCCAUCUCCAGACAACUGCAAAAGGCUCAGGCAUCGUUAGAAGAUCACUCUGCACAGGAGAUGGCGCGUAUGCGAGAACUACUAGCGAACGACGCACAAAAAUCAGACCAGAUCCGUUCGGUGCGCGAGCAGUUAUCCCGCGCGCAGCAGGCGGCGGCGCACGAGCAGCAGCGGCUGCACGCGCAGCUGCAGCACGCGCACGCGCGCGGCCGCCGUCUGGAUGAUAAAAUAAAGGAACAAGAACGAUUAAUCGAAACGUUGCAACGUAGAUUAGAGAAUAGGCGAAUAGACAAUACGAAAACUGAUGAAGGUAUACUCGACGCUUGCUGCUCCGAGUGCGUCUCUGUCUGGUGGGGCAGGUGCCGUGCGUUCGAGAGCGAGACGGCCAGCUGUUCCAAAUACGCGUCUCACGUUGGAGAGAGACGUGCACGAGUCUCGAGAACGAGUGGGAGUGAGAUGACGAGUCCGUCGUCGGCUCCCACGCCGCCCCAAAGAUUAAAGAAGAAGACCGCGUUCCCGUGCGUCGGUGCGAAUGACUUUGAACCCAAUUUCCUUAGGUUUGAUUUGCCCCAGGAUCUGCCAAACAGAAAAAGCGGCAGUCCAUAUAUCGACCUGAACCGCACUAGAAAGUAUUUUUAG
Diatraea saccharalis (sugarcane borer) is the source of this 2019-nucleotide messenger RNA. NCBI's taxonomy places the organism in Eukaryota, Metazoa, Arthropoda, Insecta, Lepidoptera, Crambidae. The record is from the annotation of a GenBank genome assembly.